AUGCUCAAAUCAGCAGUAUUUUCGUCGGCGCGUUACGAGAGCCCCGAGGAGGCGCGCAGUAACGGAAUCAACGGAGCGACGAACGGCGGCGGUGGAAAGUUUCGUGUCGACGCGAUUUGGGACUGCAAUGCGCCGAAAUAUCGUGUCGCGUGUGGACAACUUCAUGUCACCAAGGCGACAAAAUACAUUGGAAUGACUCAACUAUUCGUGAUCGCCCUCUUCUCUGUGUCCCUUCUGUUCGCCUACACAUCCGCUCUAAAAGUCGAAGAUUCAGCAUCAGAAGGAACGAAAGAGUGGUCAAUCAACUACUACAUGGCUCGCUACGUAUCCUCACUUCUCUCGGCUCUCACUCUUCAACUCGGUCUCGUUCUCAUGAUGCUUCACGGCAUCCGAACCGCCCGUCGAUCACUUCUCGUACCGUACAUCGCGUUCGCCGCCAUCGCCCUCUUCUUGGCUAUCUUCCAAAUAUCACUUGACAUUAUCAACUUUGUCGACACGAAAUCCUAUCAGAAUCUGAAUUCCGAGAAUCCGGCGUCGGCGAUUUUGGUCCAUUUCACCGGUGUGCUCGUUCAUGUCUGGUGUAUGAAGGUCGUCUGCAAGUGCUACUCGUUCUACGGUGAUAAGAAUGUCGCCGAAGCCAUCGGCCAACAACUUCAAUCGACAUCUGUCGCGUUCGCCGUCGACUUCACACGUCCACCACCGUACUCACGUCUUCCAACCGACGUUCAACCUCUCACACAGGCUUAA
Molecule: messenger RNA, 747 nt
Organism: Caenorhabditis remanei
Lineage: Eukaryota; Metazoa; Nematoda; Chromadorea; Rhabditida; Rhabditidae
Exons: 3
Coding region: 1-747 (248 amino acids)
Cellular component (GO): lysosomal membrane
Source: RefSeq, a predicted model, not a curated record